Messenger RNA from Paramisgurnus dabryanus, 11461 nucleotides. NCBI's taxonomy places the organism in Eukaryota, Metazoa, Chordata, Actinopteri, Cypriniformes, Cobitidae. The record is from RefSeq and is a predicted model, not a curated record.
CUGGUGGUGGUGAUGAUGAGGUGAAUAGCAAUGCUCAGCUCCUGAUGAACACAGACUGAAAGACACCUACAGUAGGAGCUUAAAGCAAUGAGGACUGCAGAUGGGAAUGCGGUGUAAGUACAAACGCGUCUUUACCAUUGAGGAGGCUGACUGACUUUUCACUAAAGAAAUGUUACUACAAGUGGACCUAUUUAUUUACUCAUCAUGCUGUAAGUACACCACAGUUUUGUCAGUGAAAAUAUAAUAUUUGAGUUUUCUCACUGCUUGGCGUAGACAAAUGUGACCAUGUGUAAUUUGGAAAAUACAUGGAAAAAGUGUAUGUCAUAAUGUUUAAAUGUUGUUUGAAUUAAGGGACAGUACACUGAUUUUGUUUUAAAAUAUUCCUGUUUGGACAGUCUAUUAAAGUCAUAAAAGAAUACUUGAUUUAUUUCAUAAGGACUGUGUAAAUCUAAUAUUAGUUUUAAUGUGAAUUUGGACUGAACAGCUCACUUUUGUUUUAUGUCUAAAACAAUGUUUGUAAAAUAAAUGAUUGUUCACUAAACUGUAAUAAUUUCACCCUUUUCUGUCAUUAUUUUUGAUACUAAUGUUGUCUGAUCUUAUGUAACUUAAUUCAUUUGAGUUAAAUCAACUCAAACCAUUUAAGGCAAUCGGUUUCCUCAAACCAUUUGAGUAGCUAUAUAGUUGUAUGAACUAAAUAAAAUGUAUUAAGUGAACUAAAACCAUUUGAGUGCAAGCUUAAUACCUUUUGAGUAAAGGUAACUCAAACAUUUUUUGUCAUAUGCACUUAUAAUUUACUGUUUACAGUACUUAUCAUGUAUGACUGAGUCUUAAAACUUAAAUGGUUUAAGGCAAUCGGUUUCCUCAAACGGUUUAAGUUGAGUUAACUUAUUGGGUUUUACAUUGUAUGGGGCAAGUAGACAUUGUAAUGUUAAUAUUAAUAUUGUCUAUAUCUCUUUUUCUUUUAAAAAUGUAUCUUAUGUGUUACACAUACAUACAUACAUACAUACAUACAUAUAUGUGUAACACAUAAGAUUCAUUUUUAAAAGAAAAAAGAUAUAGACAAUAUUAAUACUAACAUAAAAAUUUUAGUUGUGUAUAAAUAUAUAAUUUAGCAAUAUAUAUAUUUCAUUACCUUAUACAUUAAAUAAUUAAUACAUGUUAAUUUAUAAAUAAAUAAAUUUCUCUUGAAUGCAUGUGCAUGCUUCAUUGUUUUAUCAUAUGGUUUACUACUGAAAAUAACCAGCUUGCUACACCAGCUAAAGCCAGGCUGGGAGACCAGCUGAAACCAGCUCACCAGCUUAAGCUGGUUUUAGUUGGUCUCCCAGUGAUUUGCGCACAAUGAGGGAAUCGCUGCCAAUUACGAGUACCGAAGAAGAAAUCAGCCAAUCGCAAAGAGGCUUGGACUCCAUAGCAAUGGAGGCGGAGGAUUCUGGGCAAUGCAGACGUCCGAAACUGAUUUUAGAAAAAAUCAUAAUUGAUGGCCAUAACACCGUAUUGUUGAAUUAUCAAGCACACGUUAGAUGUGUUGAGAAAAGAUGUAGUUUUAGCUGGUGCCAUCACCAUAGUAGCGGCCGAAAAGGCUCAUGGGUAGGCUACUGUAGUAUUUACUCAUGUAUUUGACACACCAAAACGAUGAAAAAUCUGUAUUGCUCAGAAAAAGUGAUUACCGUAGCACAACUCUGCAGUCUCGUUAAAUAAUAAGGAUUGUCCACUGACAAUGGUUUAUAAUGGCGAUCAUCCUGCAGAAUAUUAAGAAAAUAAAAAAGGAUAAGCAUCUCCUGAUUAAAUGUUGAGUAAAGUCGCGCGCUUAAGUGUAAUAAAUGAAUGACAAAUAAAGUAAAACAAUACAGCUCCCGGGUGCCAGAAAACAAACCGCAAUGUAAGCAAUAUACUAUAGCAAUACGUCAUGAUCUAUGCGAAAGAAAAUAACGUUAGGACAAAAAACGUAGUGUAGGUGUUGUGCCGAAAACGGACCCCCUGCCAUCUGACUCCCCCUCGCGAGCGUGCGCUUGACGCCGCUCGAUGAUUCUGGUGCGAUUGGUUUAGUUUACGUCUGUCUAGUAAAAAGAUAUUUAAAAUAAUUGUUUUCCUUUAAUCGUUGCAAAAAUUUAUCGAAGGAUUAGACAGAGUGUAAAAUACUAUCUGUUUUAAUGACGACUAAACUCAGUUAUAUUUCACAUAUGAACUGUCGCUCUGCUUACUAGCGUUGAUUGCAGACUGCUGUGCAUUGUUGUAUGUACGGUGUGUUUUGUACUGUCAUUUAAGUGGGCUGCGUGUUGACAGAAUUCAGGGGGUAAAUUAUAAAUAAAGUCUCAUUAAACUUAUUUGACGUUCGCUAUUAAUUAUUAACAUUGCGAUGUUGUUGUAUUAUAUCAACACGUCAUUACACCUUAAAUGUGAAUACCACUAAUAAAAUGUCUGUUAUUGACCUGUGUUAUUUUACACCUGAAAUUUGUGUACACGCAACAAGUUACCUUCGUAAAUUAUACAUUAGACAGAAAGUUACACAUUCUUAAAGAUAAUAAGGAUGCAGAUAACUCUGACAAUGGAAAAGAAUUAAAUAAAAUUCUAAAUGAGUGCUAUGUCUGUAAAUAGCAUACUUGCAGAUUUUCUAAAUGGUUAAAGAUAAUCCUGUUCCAUGCAGAAAGAUUUAAUUUAACCACUUACCUGUCACUCCACCCUUUUGAGUGGGGGGGGGGGGGUGAAAAGUUGAUGUGCAGCUUUAAAUUAAUAUAACUCUGGCAUUUUUUGGUCUAAAAGCCUAAUCUUGGUCUUGUUUUAAAGAAGACAAUGUAAGGUUUUUCACUGAUGUUUCUGGAGGUGAAAAUAUUUAACAGAAAAAUUGUUAUAGCAGUUUAAAUUUAUUUUAAUAAUUAAAAAUAAUGCAAUAACAUAUUAAUUUGAUAAAUAAAAUUAUAAAAAUGAAAAUGUUUCACAAAAGUAAUAAUGUAAACAUGAUGCCAUAUGUCUCAAACAGUUGUGAUCCAAAUUUUAAGUUAAAAUCACAAAAAAUGAGGUUUGUGUCACAGUUUUAGUGGUUUUACCAACAACGGCCACUAGGUGUCAACGGUUUGCUGAAUUCUCUUGUCACAAAUUCAUAAAAUACUGUCACUGCAUUAUUAUAACUGCUAAAACGUUUUGAAAAGUGAAAACUACAUUCUUAGAGCUUUCCAAUGAUAUAUAAUUUGUCAAUAUUUCUGUAGAUUUAUACCAGGAUAUAGUGUUAUGAAUAUAUAAAAUGAAUAUGCAUUCCUAUGGGGGGUGGGGUCAUGUAACUAAAAACUGUCACUACCUUAUUUCUAUCAUCAGAUGACCUUGAAAUAUGAAAACCACUUUCUGAGAGCUUUCCAGUGAUAUAUAGUUUAUCAAGAUUUUUUGGGUUUAGAGUAGGGGUUUAGUGUUAGAAAUAUGUAAAAAACAAAUUGGGCCUACAUGUUGGCCUGUGGCCUUUUAGAAAUUGACUCUCACUACGUCAUUUCUUUCCCAAAAUGUUGAUGAAAUAUGAAAACUACACUCUAAGAGCUUUCCAAAGAUAUAUAGUUUGUCAAGAUUUGUAGGUGUAGGAUAGGGUAUUAGUGUUAUAAAUUUGUAAAAACAAUGUGGGCCCGCUUGAGGGCCCGUGACCUUUUAGAAAAUGACUCCCACUAUUUCAAUCUUUUCCCAAAAUGAUGAUGACAGAUGUAAACUACACUCUAAGAGCUUUCCAUUGAUAUACAGUUUGUCAUGAUUGGAUAAGAAUAUAUAUGCAAAACACUGAAGUAAUUGUAGGCAUCCCACCGGUGGGACAGUGAUUUAGCAGGACAUAAAUGUUUUGAAGCACACUCUCUUCAUAAAUUAAUCAAUUACUCUCCCUACAUAAUUUAUUUUAUAAAACACUGCUGAAAUAUGUAUUCUAUUUCUUAGAGGCUUAGACCUUUCCAAAAAUAUAUAGUUUCUCAUGAUUCAAUAAACAUUUACAUCCAAAAUAUUGAAGUAAACCUAGGUGUUCCUCUACAGGAACAGUGACAGUUAUUUCUAUUGUACUAUAUUUAUUAUUUACUCUGAUAGAAUAGGUGCAAUAUAAACCAGUUGUUUCAAUUGAACAUUUCCAAUGGUUAAACUGUGUGUAACAAUGUUUAAUGAAUAUUGGUUUUGUAAGUCACUGGAGGAAGUCCCUACCAAAUGAGUAAAUGUCAAUGCUUAUAUUGCUUUUCUUGCCAGUGCAUUUACCCCUGCCAUAGCUAACACACUGUAAUAUCCCUUAUGAUGAACUAUAACAGGAUGUUUUUAAGGGGGGGACUAUACUGUAGUUUCAGCAGUGUUAACAGGACAUCUGCAGACUUUAUACUGCCCUCAGCUUAACAAACAACACUUUGCUGUUGACAGUUUGGGGUGUGGAGUCUGAGCCUCUGGUUCCAUAAAGAACACAUGUAAUGCCAAAAUCAUACUUACCUACAUUAAAGGCUUAUUGUUAUGAGUUGUAUGGGUCUCUGAUGUUGCAAACCUCAGAAACGACCAAGGCAACUUCUGUUCAAUAACGUACUCCCCUGCAUUAAAUGCUUCCUAUUGAAUCUAAACACUUGUGGUUUUUUGCAGGUGUUCUACAAUAUGAGAUGUGUCACCAGAAUGAGUUUUUUCCUUUUCCCCCACUUACCACACAGAUAAAUUCAAUACUAAAGUGGAUUUAUUUAGAUUUUAUCGCAGUCUCCAUCUUAAAGCUUGGUACCAUCAUUAUAGCCAAAGAAGUGUUUCCACUGUCCAAAGCUCCCCUUUCAGACCAAAAUCCCAUUUUAUGCCCCCAGUUUCUAAUCCCACUCUGAAGGCCUUUACAAAAAAGGUGGAUUAUGAAAUUGAAGAAUUGUUUUAGAUAUCUGUUCAAAAAACUAGGGAGAAUUUGACUAAAUCUGAAAAGUUGACUAUUGACUAUUUAGAAAAAAUGUGUCUAUAAUUAUUAAACCAGCUGAUAAAGGAGGAGCAGUUGUGGUUCUGGAUAAAGAGCAAUAUAUUGAAGAAGCUUUACGACAGUUGAACAACUCGCAGUUCUAUGAAAAAUUGUCUUCCAAUCCAAUUGACAGCACUAAAGAGAGAUUGAAGGAAUUGUUGUCCACAGCUAAGGAGGCCGGACGGAUUUCAAAACAAGAACAUGAUUUCCUAUUGGUUGCCCAUCCUCGAAUACCUACAUUCUAUAUGCUUCCAAAAGUCUCUUGAUUCAAGAUUCAAGUCUCUUAAAGAGCCACCAAAAUGACCACAAAAAAGUGUAUAUAUUUAUUGUUGUGGUCUACCACAAUACUGUUGUUUGAAUUAAAGUAAAAAAACGCAUUAUUUUUCUCAUAAUAUAGAUAUUUGCAACAUCUCUCUCUAAAACGCUUGAUUGCAGGGCGUCUCUUCAAAGCCCCACCCCCACAAACUCCAAGUAUACCCUGAUUGGUCAGGGAUUCUAAACGAUUGUGAUUGGUCAAACCUUGUAGCGUUCGAAAUGGCCAUUACCAUAAUCGGGUUUCGGUUUCUCAUGCGUGUACAGAUAAUCAAACACAAUGAUCUCUGUAAACUGCCUCUAGUAGGCUAUUGCAUCGGUAUUGCCUUGCAGUUUGAGCCUGAAUCAGAUUCAGAGAGUUUGCAGAAAUAAACAAAUCUAACAGAUACUCCUUCCCAAGGACGAAUUGAGCAGGAUGCUUCACAAUGCUAAAUUUGUAACAACCUUACACUUCGGAUCAGUGGUGUAGUCUAGAUUUUUGUAGUGAGUAUACUGUGAUUUUUCCCUCUCACCCUUAUGCUCACUCGUCCUAGCGCAACACCUCAUAAGCACCACAACACUCACAGAUGCAUACAGUAUAGAUAUUCAUGUAAUUAAAAGCAUUCUGAAAGUGUACUCAUAAACACAUCAACUGAACGUGUUAUCAACAUGUCAGUUUAUUAUAAGAAAAAAAGACUUUAACAGCCAAUGGGUUUACAGCUGGGGAAACUGGACUGAUUUUUAGACUGGUUUAGUGUUAAUCAACAUCUAACUCAGGGACAAAAGUUAUUUAACUGUUAAUUAAAAUUAAAUAAAUCUUCAAUCUGUGGCUAACACAUGCAUUAAAGGAGAAAAAAUAUUCAAUUCUUUCAAUAGCUAUUAUCUGACAACUAUUGAUAACAUUACCAUGUGUAAUUUAAUGGUGUAAAUGUUUUUAAUUAAUACACAUUUAAGAUGACCAUGAAUUAACUCUAAUUUGCAUAGUCAUUGAUAUAAAAGCUUAUUUUUGCAUACAAUAUAAGCAUUGUCUAAAAAUGAAAAUAGGCUUAUACAUAAUUAUUAUUACAAGACCAUCAUGUAGCCAAAUAUUAGACACCCAAACCAAACAGAAGUUUAAGAUCAUAUACAUCUUGAACGUAAAUGAACACAGAGAAGGGAAGUUUAACACUGUGAAGCACAAGCAAACAUGCAGAGGAACUGAAGGCAGCUAAAAACCAUCAGGGUAUAAUCACGGGCUUAUUUUAUUGCAUUUGGAGCCUUACCUCCAGAUAAAGUAAUAAAUUGGACUGAUGAUUUAAAUGUUGUUUACUCACAUGUGCGUUGUAAACUCUAUGGAUUUUAUGUUGCAGCACUCGUUCACUUCUCUGGACUGUUUGUUUACAGUGUCGCGUGAGCAGCUACACUGUAGGUUCGACUUCAUUUGGCGCUAAGCAGACCUUUUGGUGAUGUCAAAGUACCGCGAGAGCGAUUCAAAGCAGAUUUCUCCAUGUGAUAACUGGAGUCUCUCUCGCGGUACUUUGCUGUCACUCGCCAGUCUGCUCCCCAGUUACUUUCGCGUCACUAUAGUAAUCUGAUUUCAUAGAAAUUCAUACGCCGAUCGGAUCGCGCAGUUUGGCAUGAAGUAUAUAGCCUAAUAUGUAUUUCAACCCGCUAAAGUAGCAAGUGUAGCAUGCUAAUGGUCAAUGCUUCACAUUAUGACUAAACUUUAAAAAUGUCACAAAACCAUGCUGUUACGCAUCCUCGCGCUAUUUUUAGUGGGUAUACGGAAAUCCUUGACAAUUUCUAGUGGGUAUACGGCGUAUACCUGCGUAUCACGUAGACUACACCACUGCUUCGGAUGUAUUGUGGCUGCAACAACAGGAUCACGAAAAUUCAGACCUCUGUAAUUUUUCCAUAUUUAGAAAUAAAGGUAAACCCCCUGAAUAAAUAAUCAGUGUAUUACAAUUCUUCAUUUAAGUGUCUGCAUAGAUAUUUAGUGUCUGUAAUGUAAAACCGCUUUAUGUCACAGCGGGGCUUUUUAGACAGAGUGAGAGCACAGGUGCAGCAGUCUGAUUGUGGCCACUUGUUGUAAUUUUCGGUGAAGCUCUGUUGUGUAGCCUACUGAAGAGAACUGGACUAGUUGUCUGUCACAUAAUAACCUGUUACUUUCGUUCAAUGUGUAAAAGCAUGAAGGCAACCCUUGCCGCAGAAUUGCUUUAAAAUAAUAAUCACAGUCGAUGUCCAGACACCAAACAUCUGCGCUAAAAUAAAAUACCAUACACGCGUUCUCCGCAGCGCAGACCAAACUCUCUCGUGUAAACACACUACAUUUAUCUGAGUGUUGCGCAUGGGAUUUAACACAACGUGCAGAUAGUUUCGCGCCUACUUCUGUUGUGCAACGUCAAGUUUAUUAUGAAAGUAGCCAAAUACUUUCUUGCAAAACGCGCAGUGAAUACAAAAUAUUUUUUACUCUCUUUGAAUAGACAAUCUAUCUAUAAAUAAGUAUGAAUAUAUGUAUAAACAUGCCUGUUUGAAAUAUGGAUCCAGAAAGAUCGCUGUCUACCAAUUCAGCACCAUUCCCAUGGACAGCAGCCGCUAACAUCGUAAGUAAUAAAGGUUUUAAAGUCUUCAUAGCACGCUAUGUUUAAUUAAAACAACGUUAUUGAGAAACACAGCACUGUGUAUAAAUGUAAGAGGUGUUAUGAGGUUUAUAGAAGCUCCGUCUCUCUCCACUUACUACUCACACUUUUACCGCGGCACGGCUCUUGUCAAAUGAGCUUGUAUAAGCGAGAACUGCUUUAUUCGUUUUAUACACUGAAUAAAAUGAAUUGUUUAUGCAUUUGCUUGUCGAUUUAGAGCUAUACAGGUUUAAACAGCGGUUGAGUUUAGAGACAUACAGUAGGCUACAGUACGUUAACAGGCUUCAUUUAACGUGCACGCACAAGAGACGAUCUGUCCUCUGAAGUUUACAAGUUUACAAUGUAACACUACACUGCAUGAUUUGAAACAAUUACAUUGUAACAUUGUAUAGUUUUGUAUGAUUUACUGAAUUAUCCACACAACAUGGCGCAAAUACGCUGAAAAAUUCACAUAUACUUGUAUGAUGUCAGUUUAUUUAAUUAUUUUUAACUAUUUGUUAUGUUUUCCACAGCACUGCGAUCGUACACAACUAAUAAAUAUACACAUAAUAAUGUACACUGGUUGUGAUCCUAAAGCACGAGGUAACAAAUUAGGAACAGAUUAAUCCUUUAGGUGCAAACGUUGCACAAAUCCAGCCUUGACCUCUACAUGUUUAAGGAAGCAGUGAUCACAAAAAUAACGAGAGUAGAAAUAUAGUUUCUUGUUACAGUGCGAAUGAGUGCAUUGCAACUGUUUAUUGCAUAAACUGUAACCACUAGUUCACUUACUCUUCAUACUGUACAAUUUUAUUUUAUCCUCACAUAAAAAACAGCUUCUUCUAGACAUACUGAAAUCAAUAACUCCGCAAUACCGUUAGCAAACAGACUUGGGCUAUUUAACAAAUCAGGUCUCUUUGACAACAGCAAGUGGGCGGCUAUAAGCAGCUAGUGGGCGGGCAUUAUUCAAAUGCACACGUCCACGUCAUCAGGUCACGGAAAUAACUGUAGAACUACAUCUCAAGCGUUUACUGUAGUACAUUAAAAAUACCUUCGGUUAAAGGGAAUAUCUUCCUUUAAAUUGGACUGUGAGCUUUGUAACUCUGCACAUCCCUUUUAUACGGUGGCCGAGAAGUGCGAAACAACAUUACAAUGUGUGAAACACUUUUACGAACCUCGAGACAAAUUUACAUUUUGGAAAACAUUUUUACGUAUCAUAAAACACAUUUACAUUGGGGAAAACACUAUUACCAAGGACGAAACAAAUUUACAUUUUAGAAAACAAAUUAACAAGACGCAAAACAGUUUUACCAGUCCCGAAACAAAUUUACAAUGACAGAUUCUAGCGGAAAGGGAAUGUACCACUCACCGGAACUGACGCUAUACCCACACACCGGAAGUGACGCGGUGAGGUUGUGUUGUUGGUGGUAAGCGGCAAAUUCGGUUUGUGGUGGAGUAAAUAGCGAAAACAAUUUAGUUGGCGUACAGGUAGGACUGCGGCCGAGGUAUGUUUUGUCCGUUUUGUGGCAAACACAUGAGCACCGUAACGCGGUUUUGCUUCAAGUGUGGUCGGUCUUUAGAGUUUAUGAACGACAUGGACCAGACGGAAACACCGGGGACAUCUCGACAGACGGACAGUGCUAAGCAAACAGAACAACAACCAUGCCCAUCAUACAAACAGUUCAUGAAGUACAGAAGCUCAAAGUCAAAAGAACGGCAGUCUUUUAACUAUGGGCCAAAAGGAAGGUUUAAGCCUAAAGAAAGAAAACACGUCCAGAUAAAUGUAGGACUGAUGGUGCCACAUGAAACUGAUGGAACCGAUUUAAAACCUCUAAGAGGGAAAACACUCCCGUUAUUUACAGACCCGGAGGUAGCAGCACCUGAUCUACUGAAACAAGCUGUAACGAAAAUGAGAACAUUUAACAAGGACAUGCACGAAGGACCAUACGUCCUUUUGUAUCCAGAUUGCUCAGAGGUGGUCCAUGUGCCUGGGUCAGAAAGGCCAUUCAAAUUGGCAGAAUAUAAAAAGGAAAUAGGAAAGGCAUAUUCCAGGAGCACUUUUUUCAUUUGCCUGGAAAAACAAUAUAAAAGAGUGGAUGAUACUACAGACUCUGAUUCUGAUUCUGAAAUUGUCAUCACAACAAGGAGCACAGCUGAAUUCAAUCGAGCUGACACUUUGGUUUUUGAACCACAAAAUCGAAGUACUCCCAAACUCAAACUGGAAGAUGAAAGAGAUGCACCAGGACAUUCAUCAACAGUUCAGUCAGGACAGAUAGUAAUAUCUGAUGCUGAGGAUCUGGAUCCACCUGAAGAAAAUCCAGAAAAAACUUCUUGCUACAGUAAAUACACAGACCUGUAUUCACCAAAUGUUGAGCAAGAGGACGAAGAGCUGGUUGCUGUCAGUGUGAAGAAUUCUCAACACACAGUAAUGGAUGAGACAGGUAUUACAUUACCUGACAUUGUAGCAAACCUGGCACUUCCUAUUGAUCACAAAAAAGUCAGUCUGUUCAACAUCUCAAGGGCUAAUGUAUGGGAUGGGGCAGUCAGAGGUUUCAAGCGUACAACAUAUUCUGAAACCUGUGACAUUCUUGUCAAAUUUACUGAUGAUAUUGGUGCUUUGGAAGAGGCAAUUGACAUUGGUGGUCCAAGAAGAGAGUUUUUAACUCUACUAAUGAAACAUCUAAAAGACCGGCCCAUUUUUGAUGGACCAGAAGGACAUCGAUUCUUGGUCUACAAUGCAAAUGCUGUUAGGGAGGAUGAAUACUACCUGGCAGGAAAGAUGAUUGCUGUGUCAGUUGUGCAUGGAGGUCCAGGACCCCAUUUCCUGUUGAAAGAUCUUGUACAUUAUCUUGCAGGCCAGCCUUCAUUCAAAGCACCAAUUAAUUUAAUUACUGAUGAAGAAAUAAGGAAAGCUUUGCAAGAGAUUGAGAAUGCUGCUUCAUUGAAUGCUCUGCGCGAAUGUAUGAUGACACACAGCACAAUGUUACAGACAGCAGGUUGUCUGAGACAUGUGGCUACUGUGGAAGAAAAGAGAGAAAUUGUUUCUGACUACCUCCAGUGGUAUAUUAUUGACCGUAACUCAUCUGUAAUUGACAGAUUCAGGGAGGGUCUUUCAACCCUGAAGUUUUUGAAUGCACUACAGCAAUACCCUACUUUGCUGGCCCCUGUCCUGUGCCACUCUGAAAAGCAACUCACUGCUUCUGAUCUGGAGAUGCUCUUUAAACCUGACCUCAGUCCUUCUGGAAGCAGUCGAAGACUUAAAGAAAAUAAAACCAUGGGCUACUGGGCAGACUAUCUCCUUGAUUGUGAAGAAGGCCAGGCUGCUGUGUCGGUGGAAGAUGUUUUGAUGUUUGCUACUGGGCUGUCUUCGCUUCCCCCAUCUGGCUUGGAACCACUGCCACAAAUAGAGUUCCUCGAUCACUCUGUGUUCCCUAUGGCAAAUACAUGCGCAAACUCCUUGAAAUUACCACUCCUGGACUCAUACACUUUGUUUAAGUCACAAAUGGACUUUGGAAUUCAAAAUAGUCCAGGAUUUGGCUGUUUUUAAGCUAAAUUAUGGAUAAACCUUAAGACUCUCAAAAGGUUGUUGUUAAAGGGACAGUUCACCGAAAAAUGAAAGUUCUGUCAUUUACUCACUCUCAUGCUGUUACAAAUC